CAAUUGCUGUCUUCAUCAUGGACAGGCGUACACCUUAUAGUCUGAGUGUUCUUGCUGCUAGCACAGAUGGUGCAGAAGAGUCCCGCACACAAAUUCAGCAGAGGCUACGAGAUUUUGUUUUGGAAUUCCAGUUGGAUAAUGCGUUUAUUUAUCGAGACCAACUUCGGCAAAAUGUGCUCGUGAAGCAAUACUACUGUGACAUUGAUAUUGCCCACUUGGUCUCUUAUAAUGAAGAGCUGGCGUACAAGCUCACCACUGAACCUGCAGACAUCAUCCCCCUUUUCGAGAACGCUCUCCAGCAAUGCACCCAGAGAAUCGUUUACCCCUCUCAAAGGGACAUAGUGCUUCCAUCCCAUCAGCUCCUACUUCACUCGUCUGCAGCACAUAUCUCCAUCCGUGAUCUUAAUGCGACAAAUAUCUCCCAUCUUGUCCGCAUUCCUGGUAUUGUGAUCGGUGCUUCGACGAUCUCAUCGAAAGCAACAGUUGUUCACAUCCGCUGCAAGAACUGCGACCAUAGCGAAAACAUUCGAGUCGAAGGCGGAUUCUCCGGUCUCUCGUUGCCCCGGAGAUGCGGCCGCCAGCAGCAACCUGGCGAUGCCCCUGGUGAACAGUGCCCUCUAGAUCCUUACGUCGUUUCUCACGAGAAAUGUCAAUUCGUCGAUCAGCAAGUUCUCAAGCUCCAGGAAGCGCCCGACCAGGUCCCAGUGGGUGAGCUGCCCAGACAUGUUCUCGUUUCAGCAGACCGCUAUCUGGCAAAUCGCGUUGUGCCUGGUUCCCGCUGCACAGUCAUGGGUAUCUUCUCCAUCUAUCAAUCCAAAGGCGCCAAGAAGGAUGGUGCCCCUGCCAUUCGUAACCCUUAUAUGAGGGCGGUAGGCAUCAGCACUGAUCUGGACCAAACCGUCAAGGGUAGUGCCAUUUUCUCGGAAGAGGAGGAGCAGGAAUUCCUAGAGCUCAGCCGUCGACCUGAUCUAUAUGAUGCCCUCGCCAGGAGCAUUGCUCCCUCGAUCUAUGGCAACUUUGAUAUCAAAAAGGCUAUUGUCUGCCUGCUCAUGGGUGGUUCGAAGAAGAUUCUUCCCGACGGCAUGAAACUGCGUGGAGAUAUCAACGUGAUGCUUCUUGGUGAUCCCGGUACAGCCAAGUCUCAGCUGCUUAAAUUCACAGAGAAGGUGUCACCGAUCGCCAUCUAUACUUCCGCGAGACCAAGCGACCCGCGAGUCUAUCUCGAAGGUGGUGCAAUGGUUCUUGCGGACGGUGGUGUUGUGUGUAUUGAUGAAUUCGACAAGAUGAGAGAUGAAGACCGUGUCGCCAUCCACGAAGCUAUGGAACAGCAGACCAUUUCGAUUGCCAAAGCCGGUAUUACCACCAUCCUCAAUUCCAGAACCUCAGUUUUGGCCGCCGCAAACCCUAUCUUCGGUCGGUACGAUGACCUGAAAACUCCUGGCGAGAACAUUGAUUUCCAAACAACCAUUCUGUCUCGUUUCGAUAUGAUUUUUAUUGUCCGUGAUGACCACGACCGCAACCGUGACGAAAGCAUCGCACGUCACGUCAUGGGCGUACACAUGGGUGGCCGAGGUGUUGAAGAGCAAGUUGAGGCCGAGAUUCCGCUGGACAAGAUGAAGCGUUAUAUCAGCUAUUGCCGCACUCGUUGCGCCCCUCGCCUAUCCCCUGAAGCCGCAGAGAAACUCUCGUCUCAUUUCGUCUCUAUUAGAAAACAGGUUCACCGCGCAGAGCUCGACGCCAACGCACGUUCUUCUAUCCCUAUCACAGUCCGUCAACUGGAGGCCAUCGUCCGUAUCACCGAGUCCCUUGCCAAGCUCAGCUUGUCGCCGAUUGCUACGGAGGCACACGUCGACGAGGCCAUCCGUCUCUUCCUGGCCUCAACCAUGGACGCAAUCACUCAGGGCGAGGGCCAGGGCAGCAAGGAGAUGAUGGAAGAGGUCAGCAAGAUCGAAGACGAACUGAAGCGCAGACUUCCCAUCGGCUGGAGCACCAGUCUCGCCACUCUCCGCCGCGAGUUCGUUGACGGACGAGGAUACACGGAACAGGCUCUCAACCGGGCCUUGAUGGUCUUGCAGCGCAGAGAUACUGUUCGUAUUCGCUCUGGCGGAUCCCAGGUGUACCGUCACGGAGUAUAG
Aspergillus nomiae NRRL 13137 is the source of this 2135-nucleotide messenger RNA. Its product is annotated as MCM DNA helicase complex subunit MCM5. Gene Ontology annotation, molecular function: 3'-5' DNA helicase activity; ATP binding; DNA replication origin binding. The record is from RefSeq and is a predicted model, not a curated record. The transcript has 5 exons. Gene Ontology annotation, cellular component: MCM complex; nucleus. Bases 18 to 2135 code for a protein of 705 amino acids. NCBI's taxonomy places the organism in Eukaryota, Fungi, Ascomycota, Eurotiomycetes, Eurotiales, Aspergillaceae. Gene Ontology annotation, biological process: double-strand break repair via break-induced replication; DNA replication initiation; DNA replication.